Messenger RNA from Trichoderma asperellum CBS 433.97, 1080 nucleotides. RefSeq lists its product as uncharacterized. Gene Ontology annotation, biological process: acyl-CoA metabolic process; fatty acid catabolic process. Gene Ontology annotation, molecular function: fatty acyl-CoA hydrolase activity. Gene Ontology annotation, cellular component: peroxisomal matrix. NCBI's taxonomy places the organism in Eukaryota, Fungi, Ascomycota, Sordariomycetes, Hypocreales, Hypocreaceae. The record is from RefSeq and is a predicted model, not a curated record.
AUGAAGUUCUCGCGGGUCCCCGACAGCAGCUCCAGAGGUGGCAUCAAGAGAUUCAUGAGCCAUACGCCGGCCUGGAGACCUGCCGGAGAGCUGCCCUGGGCGAAAGCCAACCCAGAUGGGUUCAAAAAGGGCAACAUGACGGAUUUCCCACCCUCGGCAUUUGGAGGACACGUUUAUGCCCAGGCACCUUUGGUUGCGGCCAAGGCGGUGGAAGAGGAGGACAAAUCCGGCAAUGGAGCGGGCAAGCUUGGCAUCCAUUCCAUCCAGGGUGUCUUCACAAAGCCCGGAGCGAUGGAUCGACCGUUUGUCUACGACGUGACAGACAUCCACUCAAGUCGCACGUUUGCAACCAAGCUUGUCCAGGCGCGGCAGCCUACAGAAGCAUCAAGUCAGCCGAAAGGGCCGUACCCGCUGUCUGACGCAGAUCGGCCACUGGGCGACGUCAGGUUUGCCUGUCUAACAACGUUCAAGCGUCCCAUGCCUUCUCCCGCAGACGAGCAGAUGAAGUCGGCGCAGGAGCGAUAUGCCGACAUCCUCUCGCAGCGCGCGCCAGACGAAUGGGAGGCCAGUCCUCAGCUGGACGUUGAGGCCGUCACGGAUCUGUUCCCCAACGCGGGCCAUGGGGGGUUUCCGAUGCUGGACAUGUACAAGGUCGACAUGAGGGCCUACAACGCUGGCAAAGAGGUCCCGGAUCGGCGUCAGCUCAUCCUGUAUCGGCCACACAAGCCAAUUGCCCAGGACGAUCCCAAUGCGCACAUCGUGGCACACGCGUUUGAGGCGGACCGCAACGGACUCAUCAUGCUGACCAACCAUCUCGGCUGGGGCUACACUCUCGGCGCUGCGGCCAGCUUGUCAUAUGCCUUCUAUGUGCACGUCAACGCCGAAGAGGCCGUGAUGAAGGGCGAUGGAUGGUGGAUUCAGGAGGUGUACUGGCCGAGAACCGCUGCGGGCAGAGGGCUGUUGGAGAGUCGGAUAUGGAGUCCGGAGGGAAUCCAUGUGGCGAGCGGGUAUCAGGACGGGGUGGCGCUGCCGUCACAGAAGGGGCUCGAGUGGAAGAAGAAGGCCGAGACGAAGCUCUGA